Entrophospora sp. SA101 is the source of this 903-nucleotide messenger RNA. NCBI's taxonomy places the organism in Eukaryota, Fungi, Glomeromycota, Glomeromycetes, Entrophosporales, Entrophosporaceae. The record is from the annotation of a GenBank genome assembly.
AUGACAGACCCUCCAAAUGCCCCUCCUAUAAAACGUUUAUCCAGCACAAUUCAAGAGUUAAUUCGAAAUUUGAGAAAUGUUAGUAGAAUAACUUUGGGUUUUAGAAAUGAAUUUUUUGAAAGUAAAAUUUUGUUGAUUAAAGAGAAGAGAGCGGAAUUCCGUUUGGUUGCUAUUGACAUAAUUUAUCAAUGUGACAGUUUGGUUAAAUUUGGUAAAAAGUUAAUGAUCUUUUUUGAAUCCUGCAGUGAUAUGUCUAUUCCUGACGGAGAUUUAUUAGAGUUUUUGCGUUUACUUUUAACAACGGCUAAAAGAAAUAAAACUGCAACAAAAGCUAUUCAAUCCACAAUUAAAUCUCUCGCGGAUGAUUUGAAAACACUUCAUAAUGAAUUGAUUAAGUUUGAUUUAAAUAAUAUGAAUAAUAUUGAUCCUAAAACAAACAAGAAAAAAAAAAACGCUGAAUCAGAUAAAAAAGUAUUUUCUGCAAUAUCAGUAACUGCUGGUGUUAUUGCAGCACUAACAGCACUAGAUGGGGUACUUUUCUUAGGUCUUUCGGAUACCGCAGAUUCAAAUGCUACAAUAAAAGGAAAAGAAGCUAAAGUGUUAGAUGCCGUUUUAAGUGAAAAGAAAGAUCAAAUGAAGGUUAAAUCAGAAGGUUUACAAGAUGUUUCUUCUCAGAUAAGUUCAAAUUUACAUGAGAUGGAAAAUUUCUGGGUAGAACGUAUUGCUUUUUUAGAAACACUUAUUGAACAGUUUGAAAGCAACAGUAAUCGUGGAACUCGUCCCAACAAAUUAAUCAUUGGAGCAUUAGAAGAAGAAUGGAAGGAAAUAAUUGGAGAAUGUAAAGGUUGUUCUCGUGAUAUAAGAAAUGAAAUAGAGAAUGAUUUGAAUAAUCGUAAGAACUGA